Molecule: messenger RNA, 2083 nt
Organism: Fukomys damarensis (Damara mole-rat)
Lineage: Eukaryota; Metazoa; Chordata; Mammalia; Rodentia; Bathyergidae
Gene: Gatb
Product: glutamyl-tRNA amidotransferase subunit B
Exons: 13
Coding region: 59-1729 (556 amino acids)
Biological process (GO): glutaminyl-tRNAGln biosynthesis via transamidation; mitochondrial translation
Molecular function (GO): glutaminyl-tRNA synthase (glutamine-hydrolyzing) activity
Source: RefSeq, a predicted model, not a curated record
CCAGCGGUCCUCGCGGCAGAGAACGGCUGAGUCACCUGAUCAGAAUGCGGGAGUUGAAAUGGCGGUCCCCAUGCUGCGUUGGGUCGGCCCUGGAAGACGUUGUGCUUUAGCAUGGGUGGACAGAAGUUCCCGCCACCGAAGAGAGGCCCCGACUGGGUCAACGUCCAACGGGACGAGGGAACAGAGUUCAGUGGCUCAGCAACCCCUCCGCACGGCCCAGAAACUGAGGAAAGGUGAACACAAGUGGGCAGCUGUGGUAGGAUUGGAAAUUCAUGCCCAAAUCUCCUCCAACUCCAAACUUUUCUCUGGAUCUGAAGUGUGCUUUGCAGCUCCUCCAAAUUCUUUGGUUUCCUUUUUUGAUGCAUCUCUGCCUGGAACUUUGCCGGUUCUCAACAGGCGGUGUGUGGAAGCGGCAGUGAUGACAGGCCUGGCGCUGAACUGCCACAUAAACAAGAAGUCCCUGUUCGACAGGAAGCACUACUUCUAUGCUGACCUCCCCGCAGGGUACCAGAUCACCCAGCAGAGGCUCCCGAUAGCUGCCAAUGGGAACCUGAUGUUCGGAGUCUUUGUGGGCAGUAAGCGGAGUCACAUGGCCACCAGGACAGUGAGGGUCAAGCAGAUCCAGUUGGAGCAAGAUAGUGGCAAAAGCCUCCACGACGACCUGAGGUCCCAGACACUCAUUGACCUGAACAGGGCAGGAGUUGGCCUUUUGGAAGUGGUCCUGGAGCCUGACCUGUCCUGUGGAGAAGAGGCAGCCACGGUUGUCAGGGAGCUGCAGCUGAUACUUCAAGCCCUGGGGACCAGCCAAGCAAACAUGGCAGAGGGCCAGCUGAGAGUGGACGCAAAUAUAUCCGUGCAUCACCCCGGGGAGCCCCUCGGCAUCCGCACAGAGGUGAAGAACCUCAACAGCAUCAGGUUCUUGGCCAGAGCCAUAGACUAUGAAAUUCAGAGGCAGAUCAAUGAACUUGAGAAUGGAGGUGAAAUUCUGAAUGAAACUCGCUCAUUUGAUUGCAAGCUGGGUUGCACCGUGCCAAUGAGAGACAAGGAAGGAAAACAAGACUACAGGUUUAUGCCAGAGCCCAACCUGCCUCCCCUGGUGCUCUACGACACAGCAUCUCUGCCCGCGAGAGCACAGCCUCAGCAAGUGAUCAACAUCGACCAGAUUCGGGAGGCGCUGCCCGAGCUCCCCAGCGUGACGCGAGAGCGGCUGGUGCAGCGGUACGGGAUGCUGCCGGAGCACAGCUUCAUGCUGCUGAACGAAGUUGGCCUGCUGCAGUUCUUCCAAAAUGUGAUGAAAGAAACUAGGGCAGAGCCAAAAACGGUGACAAGCUGGGUCCUCAACGUGCUCCUGGGCUAUUUAAAGCACCAGAACCUUGCCGUCAGUGAGAGUCCCAUCACGCCCUCUGCACUCGCUGGACUUCUCGACCUGCUGGACAGUAAGGCAAUUUCUUCGUCAGCAGCUAAACAGGUGUUCGAGGAACUGUGGAAGGGCGAGGGGAAGACCGCAGUGCAGAUUGUUUCAGAGAAGCAGCUGGGACUGAUGCAGGACCGCGAGGCCUUGGAGCAGCUCUGCCAGUCCACGGUGGAGGGACACCCUCGAGUGGUGAUGGAUAUAAAGAAGGGAAACCCCAGAGCUAUAAAUAAACUGAUCGGGUUGGUCCGGAAGGCGGCCCUAAACCGAGCAGACCCAGCUAUGAUAAAGGCCCUCCUGGAGAAGCUGUUGGCGUAAUGUGUGAGGGUUCCUCCUGCCGAGAACUCACUUUCUGUGAGUUGCAUUUCCUGUGCCCUGGUUCUCUGAGACUCUGGGCCUUGGGGUGCAGCUUCCAUGGAAACCAGCAGCCCCCCACAGCCCUUUGCUGCAGCAGCAGUGGUGAGGCAAGGGCACAUUCUGUGGGGUAGUUCUCCGCUGAGUAAAACAUACUUCAGAGACUGACCACUUUGCAAGCACUCCACUGUGCAAUUCCUUCCACGGCCAACGGUGCGUGCUUCCUAAGGCCUGGAUUGUCCCAAGUGCUGGCCAUCAACCAUGAUCAAGAAAGACUGGAAUGUGGAUACAGUAUGUGCAGACCUAAAAGUAGGUUAA